Fragaria vesca subsp. vesca is the source of this 954-nucleotide messenger RNA. RefSeq lists its product as uncharacterized. The record is from RefSeq and is a predicted model, not a curated record. Lineage: Eukaryota; Viridiplantae; Streptophyta; Magnoliopsida; Rosales; Rosaceae. The coding region runs from base 159 to 644 and encodes 161 amino acids. The transcript is spliced from 4 exons.
GGACAUCCCACUUGUCACUCAGUCUCAUCAUUCCAUAAAAGACCUCAACUUCCGGUGCUCCUUCCUCAUUCACUCUUUCGGAUCAAAGCACACGUCUCUCUUUCUUCCUUCCUUUCUUUCUUUCUCCAAACCAAGAAAUCCAAACACAGCUACAAAAGAUGGACGCAGAAAGAAGAAUCGGAGUAGCUGUGGAUUUCUCGCCGUGCAGCAAAAAAGCACUGAAAUGGGCCAUCGACAACGUCGCCCGCAAAGGGGAUCACCUCAUCCUCGUCAUCGUACGCCCCGCUGACGUAUACGAGCACGGCGAGAUGCAGCUCUGGGGUGUCACCGGUUCUCCUUUGAUUCCUCUGCCGGAGUUUUCCGAUGCUCAUAUUAUGAACAAGUACGAAGUGAAGCCUGACGCGGAGACCGUGGACAUAGUCACCACUGCGGCUAGCCAGAAAGAGAUCACAGUGCUGGUGAAGAUCUACUGGGGUGAUGCCCGUGAGAAGAUUAUCGAGGCUAUUGACAAGAUUCCCUUGAGCUUCCUUGUGAUGGGGAACAGAGGGCUUGGCACGCUUAAGAGGGUUAUUAUGGGCAGUGUGAGCAAUUUUGUGGUAAACAAUGCGCGUUGUCCAGUUACUGUAGUCAAGAGUGAGACCUAAACCUUUUGGCGUGAUGACCGCUAGGUAAAUAAGUGCAAAUGCUGCCUCUGGUAUGAUUGCUUCCUUUCGCAACCACCUUUUAGUCUGUAUAAGAACUACUGGUCUUCUCCUUUGUUUGAAGUAAUAGAAUUUUGUUUUCAACUCUUUGUUGUAUGUUGAAGUCGGGUAGAUUUCAUGGAUGUAGAUGUUGGAAUUUGUUUGUGCAACAUUGUAUCAUGUGAGUUUAACUUGUAGCUGAUUCUGUUGAUUUUCAUUCCAGAAUUCAGUAGUUAAUAAAAUUGUAUAGAUGUUUAUUCAUCUUGGUGCUUGU